Alternaria alternata is the source of this 231-nucleotide messenger RNA. RefSeq lists its product as hypothetical. The record is from RefSeq and is a predicted model, not a curated record. Bases 1 to 231 code for a protein of 76 amino acids. The transcript is spliced from 2 exons. NCBI's taxonomy places the organism in Eukaryota, Fungi, Ascomycota, Dothideomycetes, Pleosporales, Pleosporaceae.
AUGUCGACUACACACCUCACUAUCCACGACCUGCUUCGCAUAACAUAUACCUAUGAGAUGCGCGCUCUCGAAGCACAAGCACGCAUGCAGCCAAGGCCGCGCUCAGAUUCAGCUUGCUCGAUGCCAGAAACAUGUGCACAUCUUUCGCCACCCACACCCUCCUCACCAGAACACGCAAUCCUCGAGACCGAUUUCACUCAAAUGUACUGUCGCAAGAGUCGUCGCGCUUGA